This is a messenger RNA of Hyalella azteca, 7561 nucleotides long. It is a transcript of the gene Ten-m, whose product is annotated as teneurin-m. The transcript is spliced from 17 exons. NCBI's taxonomy places the organism in Eukaryota, Metazoa, Arthropoda, Malacostraca, Amphipoda, Hyalellidae. Bases 53 to 6556 code for a protein of 2167 amino acids. The record is from RefSeq and is a predicted model, not a curated record. Gene Ontology annotation, biological process: motor neuron axon guidance.
CCUGGGAUCCUGUCAGUGUAAUCCCGGCUACACUGGACCAGAUUGUACACAAAUGGAGUGCCCAGAGCUGUGCAGCGGGCAGGGGGAGUACGUAGAAGGAAGGUGCGUGUGUCUGCCAGGCUGGAAGGGGCCGGAGUGCAACCUGCGCUACGACGAGUGCGAGGUGCCGGACUGUAGCGGCAACGGCCACUGCGUCGACGGCCGCUGCAGCUGCGCUAUGGGCUUCAAGGGCGAGUUCUGUCAGGAGGUGGAGUGCCCGCAUCCUACGUGCUCGGGUCACGGGUGGUGCGUGAACGGCACGUGCAUCUGCCAGAAAGGCUGGCGUGACACUGACUGUGCCAAGAUGGACGACGCGGCGCUGCAGUGUCUGCCUGACUGUUCCAUGCAUGGCAACUUCGACCUCGAGAGUCAGGAGUGCGUCUGUGAACCUCAGUGGACGGGGUCAGAGUGCGACAAGAAAGUGUGUGGUCUGGACUGCGGUCUGCACGGGCGCUGUGAAGGGUCGCAGUGUCUCUGCAGCGACGGAUGGACGGGCGACAAGUGCGACCUGCGCACUUGCGACGCCAGAUGUGAAGAGCACGGCCAGUGCAAGAACGGGACGUGCGUGUGCAUGACGGGCUGGAACGGGCGACACUGCACGUUGUCGGGCUGCCCGUCCGCAUGCUCCGGCCACGGCACGUGUGUCCUCAAGGAUGAGGAGUGGCACUGCGUGUGCCAUCAGCUCUACGAGGGUCUCGACUGUGCCACGAGACUUGAGAGCGAGUGUCAGGACGGUCAGGACAACGAUCAAGACGGUCUAACGGACUGCGAGGACUCCGAGUGUUGCACCGUCUCCCCCUGCGACCGCUCGAACCACUGCUACAGCUCCCACGACCCCAUCGACAUCCUCCUGAGGAAGCAGCCUCCUGCUGUCACCGCAUCCUUCUUCCAGAAGAUGAGGUUCAUCGUCGAGGAAGGAUCCCUGCAGACCUACGCAAAGCAGGCUGCCUUCAACCAGAGCUCGCCUAAGAGACAAGUCAAUGAGAGCCGAGCAUCGGUGGUGCGUGGUCGCGUUAUCAGUGGCCAGGGCUCAGGGUUGCUGGGGGUGCGGGUGUCCAUGUUCCGCCCCAACGACACGGGGUUCACCCUCACCCGCCACGGGGGGCGCUUCGACCUCAUGGUCAACGGCGGGGGCGCCGUGAAGCUGGUCUUUGGCAAGCCUCCCUUCAGACCAUACGUCAAGACCGUGCGAGUGCCGUGGAAUGAGGUCGUGGUUAUCGACACGAUUGUAAUGACGACGACCAGUAUCGUGCCACCUCCCCCCGCAACGCCGUGCCUGGACCACGACUACGACAAGCUCAAGCCUGUCGUGCUGGCCACCUGGAAACACGGCUUCCAGGGCGGCUGUCCUGAGCGCUCGGCCAUCCUCGCUGAGUCUCAGGUCAUCCAAGAAUCCCUGCCCAUCCCUGGCUCGGGGCUACACCUUGUCUACCAUUCCUCCAGGUCUAUUGGAUACGAAUCUACGAUCCAGCUCCAGCUGACUCCGGACAAGAUUCCGGCGACUCUGCGCCUGAUUCACUUGCGCAUCACCAUCGAGGGGAUCUUAUUCGAGAAGACCUUCGAGGCGGACGCCGACAUCAAGUUUACUUAUGCCUGGGACAGACUCAAUGUUUAUCGACAGCGCGUGUACGGCGUGACGUGGGCGGUGGUGCGCGUGGGCUACGCGUACAGCAACUGUGACCGCGUGAUCUGGGAGGCACAGACCACGCAGGUCUCUGGCCACGAGAUGAGCAUCUCUGACAUCGGAGGCUGGGACUUGUCCAUCCACCACCGCUACAACUUCCAUGAGGGCAUACUGCAGAAGGGCGACGGGCGCAACAUUUACCUCAAGCAGCGGCCUCGUGUGUUGCGAACGCUCAUGGGCGAUGGACGACAGCGGGAAGUUAACUGCAAAAACUGCGACGACGAUGCCAUUAACCAACGUCUGCUGACGCCAGCAGAUCUGACGGCAGCUCCUGACGGAUCUCUAUACGUGGCUGAUUUCAACCUGAUCAGGCGCAUCCUGCCUGACAACACCGUCCGCACUGUUGUAAAACUUAACGAGACGCGAGUCUCGUACCGCUACCACUUGGCUGUAAGUCCCACGUCUGGCACGGUUUACAUCAGUGACCCUGAAGCCCACCAGAUCUUGAAGGUUAAGAAUCCCGACGAUUUCUCGAACCCAGAGAACAACUACAUGCCUUUCGUUGGUUCCGGAAAGCGGUGCCUACCUGGAGAUGACAUCGGCUGCGGAGAUGGAGGUCGCGCAAGAGAUGCAAAAUUACAAUAUCCUAAAGGAAUGGCUGUGUCCUCAGAGGAGGUCGUAUAUUUUGCUGAUGGUACCAACGUCAGAGCCGUGGACAGCGAUGGAAUCAUCAGUACAGUUAUCGGUACACACAGACAUCGGUCCCACUGGCAGCCCCUGCCUUGCUCAGGAACCCUGCCAGUUGACGACAUCAGUUUAAGGUGGCCAACGUCACUUGCGGUUAACCCUCUGGACGAGUCUCUUUACGUCCUGGACGACCACCACGUUUUAAGGCUUACGCAUGAUCGAAGGAUCAAAGUUGUUGCUGGUAGACCUCUGCACUGUCCACCUCAAGGUCCGGACUCUCCUUCUGAUCUUGCCACUCACACCACUCUGCGCUCCCCUCAAAGCUUAGCUUUCGCUUCCAACGGUGAUUUAUACAUUGCGGAGAGCGAUACCGAACGGUUGAACCGAGUGAGAGUCAUUGUAACUGAUGGGCUCAUUUCUGACUUUGCUGGUGCAGAAUCGAAGUGUAACUGUCGCGAAGAUUCCUGUUCAUGUUUCGAUGACUCGCACGUUCUCGCAGCUAACGCGAUAUUUUCGACGAUCUCCGCUGUUGCUGUCACCCCCGACGGUGUUGUGCAUGUCAUGGACCAGGGCAACCUCAGAGUCCGCUCGGUCACGUCGUCUCUACCGCAGCCAACACAACAGCGGCUUUAUGAGAUUUAUUCGCCUGAAUCUCAGGAAAUUUAUGUAUUCAAUCGAUUUGGUCACCACAUUGAAACUCGAAACAUCCCCACCGGUCGUACGCUGUAUUCAUUCGUGUAUAACGUCAACACCAGUAACGGGAAGCUGUCUUCAGUCACCGACGGUGCAGGUAACCGCGUCUCGUUCUUGCGGGACUACACCGGCCAAGUCACAAUGGUGGAAAACUCGCGGCAACAGAAAUGUCUUCUGAACAUGUCACGGAUGCGCAGACUCGAGCGGAUGGUCACUCCCGACGACCAUAACAUCACUUUAACGUACCACGGAGCGACAGGCUUGCUUCGAUCAUCCAUGGAUUCCGUUGGUCGUGCUCACGUAUAUUCAUAUGACAAUUAUGGUCGCCUCAUCCGAGCCGUUACGCCUUCUGGGCAACUCAUCGAACUCACCUUCGACCUGAGCAUCCGAGGAGCUCGAGUGACGGUCUCUCGUGAUGGAGGCUCCCCCAUCACUAUGCUUAUCAACGGGGCUAAAGUGACAGAGACAAUUGGCGAUGCAUCUAGCGUCACAGCGCUUUUGCCCGACGGUACUGUAGUGACCAAAUCCCCUUGGGAUCACCACAUCGCUACAGAGACCACGCCCUACCCACUCAUCGAUACCCCCACCAUCGCUAACUCGUUCCCAGUGCCCGGACGCCAGCGCACGGAGAUCGGGCAGGAGUUGGUCAACAGCUUCGAGUGGCGGUACUUUGUCGAGAGGAGUCGACUGGGCGAGAUCGUUAAGGUUGGGCGUCACAUGCGCGUCAACGGCGAAGACGUCCUAACGUUCAAGUACGACAUGACGUCUGCAACAGAAGCCGUAAUGAACCCAAUCGACGUACAACUUCUGAACGUCACAUAUGACUCAUUGGGUCGGCCCUUACGAUGGACUUUGGCGGGACCGUUCGCAUCGAUGCAGAUCACCUACGAUAGGUUCGGUCAGGUGGAACAGCGCGUCUGGGGCCACCACAAGGAAUCGUACGCCUACGAUAAGGACGGCCGACUCGAGAUCAUCACUUAUGCUGACGGAACCAAGAAGGAGUUUUCUUAUCUCGACGAUCGAAGAGUCAAGCCGUUCAAGAUGAGCAUUAAUGGGGGCAACGCUCAUUAUAUGGAACACGACAUCGGCGAAGCUCUAUCCUCUAUCACGACCCCCAAGGGCCACAAAUAUCUGUUCCGAUUGCAGCCCUCGGUGCUGCACAAUCGCUUCGUGUUCUCCCCUCCAAUUAUGCCUCGCCAUUAUUACCAACUGCUCUACUCGGAUGAGGGUCGCCUGCUGGCCGAGGUUCUGCCUUUGCAAGCGGGUCGAGUUGUCUACAAUUACGAUGAAGCUGGGCGUCUCCAGUUUCAGAUAUACGGCGACGGGUCGACGGAGUACGGGUAUCAACCUGAGACGGGAUUAUUAAGGUCUGUAACUGUACGCGAACUCGGUUACGAACAAAGGAUUGAGAACAAAUACCACGCAGGUCUUGUAAAAGAACAAAGGAUUCGAUUCGGUCCCGCUGACACCCUCCAUUCAGUGAAAGCUCGAUAUUUGUACGACGGAUAUGCGCGACCGAGGAGAGUAGAGAUGGAAAUAGACGGAAGUCAAAUCGCAAACUAUGAAACUUCGUACGAUGUUACUUUAGGUACGCUGGAAACUGUGCAGGAACUAAAAUUUACCAAAACAUAUCAUAAUAAAACUAUGGUCCAAGAUUCUCGAAAGACCUAUGUUCGAGUUUCCAGUUUUGAUGCCUAUGGGCGCAAGAUUGAAUCAUCCAUCACUGUGCGAGGCCGUCUAGUGCACAGAUCGCGCUAUAGUUACGACGCCCGCAACCGCGUUACCUCACACUCCAUCUGGAGAGGACCAGGCACGUCGGAAACAUCAACCAACUACACGUACACCCCGGUGGGUCAUCUCGAAACUGUUGAAGGGUCCAAAUCUUGGCAGUUUCGCUACGACGAAAAUGGCAAUAUGAUUGCCGUGAUCGAGAGUGGGCACACUGUGUUGGCAGAGUACGACGAAGCCGAUCGGCUCACUAACUGGGAAGGUGCGCCUCUGAACGUUUAUGAUUCUGCUGGUCGAUUGCUUCAACAGAAUGACAUGCAGUAUUCCUUCACUGCCAGAGGCAAUGUCCGUCAUGUGUGGAGAGAAGGAGUUUUCUUGACAACUCACCGGCACGAUCACAAAGGCAGACUUGUUGCCUGGCAGGACAAUAAAGGAAACUCUACGCAAUUUUUCUACACGAAUUUGAAGCAACCGGAUCUUCCCACUCACAUCCACGAUCCGGUUUCUCGCGAUACCACACUCAUGCUUUACGAUGAGCAAGGUCACCUCAUCGGUAUGCAGACUGAACGUGCUAAGUUUUGGGUCGCUGCAGACAACGUUGGCAGUCCAAUCGCCAUCUUUGAUGCUUCUGGAGUUUUGAUGAAAGAAAUCAAACGCUCACCUUGGGGGGCGAUCAUCGAGGAUACUCGACCAGACUUAUUGCUUCCUGUCGAUUUCCAAGGCGGCAUUCGAGACCCAAUCACCGGCAUGAUCAUUUUUGGGCUUAACAUGUACGAUCCCUUCCAUGGUCAGUGGUUGUCCCCGAGGUUUGACAGAAUUGCUGGGGCUUCUCGUGAUCCAUCGUCGGUCUACCUGCACCGGUUCGCAAAUAACGAUCCUGUGAACCCAAUGCACCUUAUUGACGCAUCUCCCAAAAAUUUGAAUAGAUGGUUGAAGAUGUUUGGAGUGGAUCUCGGGUCAAUGCUUGGGUCGAAGUACCACGACGAGACCUUAGGUAGGUGCGUGGACGGCCACACGCCCGCCGUCCUUAAGCCCGCCCUCUCGGUCAUAUCAGGAUUGUCUUGCUCUACUAAGGGCAUCGUCGAGGAAUUCUCACGGCCAUCAUUAGUUCCUAAGUCCGCCAUAAAAACAGACGAGCUUAUCACAUCGGAUUCUUUAACUCCCUUCUCGUCAGCCGGUCCAGUGUUGGGACCAGGAGUUAUGGUCUCCAGUCACGCAGGUCGAGCGCUCAUAACUCUCGUACCGUCCCGGGAAAAUUCUGUGGUGCAGGGAGUCGCGCGUGAUGUUCUCAACGGCUCAGCUCUGCUGGAGCUUACUUUGCCUCACCACAGACACCAUACUUUGUACCUCGUGAAGGAAGACGUCUCUUCGAGGCCUGAUGAUCUCCAGCAACUGCAGAGACUUUCGGGUCUUUUCAACGUGUCAGUGCACGAAGGGCAGCAUCCAGAGCUGCGCGUGACAGGAGGCGCAGCAUCUUUAGUCAUACUGUACGGCUCCUCAGCCACUGCGGCUCGCCAUCGACUUCUUCGACACGUCCAACGUCGCGCUGCUGAACACGCGUGGGCCGCUGAAGUCGAGAGAGUGAAACGAGGCGGUCCAGUUCUCCAUCCUUGGACUGAAGAAGAGAAACAAGAGCUUCUUCGCACCGGCGAGGUCUCAGGGUAUGCUGCUUCUGAACUUCAUCCAGUGCACAGAUUUCCUCUACUGGCUGACGAUGCAAGCAAUGUUGUUUUCCGACAUUCUGGCAGACGAAGAAGACGAGCUAGAUCACAUCCGACAUCGUGAUGGCCACCGGCCAACCUAGAUUAGAUUUGCAAAAACUACAUUGAAAGUUCUUACAAAUCACUAUGCGACUACCGCUAUAGUUACGUCUUUCUAAAUUUUACAUUUUUUAUGGUGUUGUUAGUAUACGAUUCGAUGGAGCUUUUGUGAACUAAUCUACAAUUAGCUGUAUAUAUAGACAAAAUCAUUAUGUACAAACAGGGUAUUUCUUAGCGUAUCGCCCUCCUGCCGAGGAUAAACUGCCGUGUGAUAAAAUGCUUCAGUUCCAUAAGCCUCAAAUCCAUCACGACCGACUGCCCCAUAUCCGUAUGGGGCAACCACUCACCGGUUAUCCACUCAUUGCCGUAUAGGAUGACAACCACUCACCGAUAACAAAUAUCAUGUCGCUUUUGUGGAUGGAGCAAACGUAUUAUAAGAUCUUUGCUUCAGGUAGAAGAUAUGUGCUCCUUUCCGUAUAAAAUCUAGAGUGGAAGUUGGAGUUAUCCCUCAAAUUGCACACCUGAAAAAUGAACGAAUUUUAGUCUAUACUAAAAAAAUGAAAGAGAUCAAGAAAUUCCUUAAGUUGUGUGGGAUAGAUUAUGAUCAUAAGUUUAUUACAACUUUUUCAUGGCUUGAUAACGUUGCAGUUAAUGUUCAAUCAGUUCAUUGUAACUUAAUGUUACUCAUUUACGGUUGAGAACUCGCAAGUUUAGGAGGCGAACAGCAUCGCUUUAGUGGCCAAGAAGUUCUCAUUGACGAAAAUUGAAGAACAGGUCUGAAUUGAAGGAAAUAUGUUACGAAAUGAGUGGAUGACAUUAAGUGUUUAGUCACAAAAGUGGUGAAAUAUCAACUAAUUUUAUACUUCAAGUUUGAAUAUAUGAAUCGCUCUAGGUGGGAAAAUCCCGUGAAAAUGAAUCUAACCUUCUCUUUAUUUGGUUGGGUCAGUCUGUCUCUGAGUACACGAGUAUGUUGUCCGAUAAGGUUAAUGUUGUAUGGGGUAUUUCUAAUAAACGUUUCAUUCCUUCGAAA